AUGGCCUAAAAAAGGGAUCCUUCAUAGUCCAAUCAGAAUAAGUAAAACUCAGAUCAAGUGUUUGAUCUCUUAAACUUUAAGGGUAUAUUUUUUGAGAAUGAACAUCAGAAGUAUAUCUGCCCCAAGACUGGAGCGCAUUUUGAGCCGAAUGAUUUGUGCCGAAGGUUAAACAUGGUCAAACAUGAUAGAGACAAACUUGAUAGAGGUUCUAAGAAUUCAAUUAGUCAUCCUAAGGCAAACAUCGAAAGUCUAGUUAUUUAAAAGGCAGAUGAUCUACAAGUGCCUGAUGAUAAUAAUAGACUAGAUACUAAAACUCAAGAGAUGGCUGAGUCUAUUUUGUCUAGCUCUUAAAAAUAGAUGAUUUCACCAGAGAAACCCCCAAGGUAAAAAGCCUUAAAUAAUUAACUAAUUAACAACAAUGGGGGAAUUCAGCCCUUUGAGGAGAUAAAUCUUCUACCAGGUCAAACUAAUAUUAUUAAUCAGACAAACAAUCUUCAUAAUAAUAAUCCAAGCAUCCUAGGAAAUGCUAACAAUGCAAAUAUAAACUAAUUAAAGCUUAAAGAUAGACUCAGAAUCGACGGAAUAAACUCAGCUCAGAAAUCUAAAUCUGAAAAAUUUAAAAAUAUACAGAACGAUGUUAUUGAUGAUGCUUACAAAGAUAAAUCAAGUUUUUAAGAACACCCAGCACCUAAUCUAGGACCCAUUCAAGAUUAAAGAUUUUCUUAAUCAGUAAAAUAAAACAAUUAAAAUAUUAUUCAUUUGAAGUCUAUGGAAAAGCUUUAGAAUUAACAAUCAUCAGAGAGCUAAUCGUAAAAUACUCAUUAUGGAUCUUAGCAAAGAGUCUCAGAAUUCCAGCCAAUAUCUUCCUAGAUACAUAGUUAAAAACACUAAAAUCUCAUUUAAAUGCAACAAUAGCAAAAUAGUGGAAAUCAGCAAUAAUUAUUUAAUAAGACUAUGUAACAUGCUGGAAUCAAGGGAGAAAGUAUUAAUUCAAAAAGUAUGAACGUUAUAGAUUUAGAUUAUAAAAAUCAAGCACUUCAAAAAUUAGAUAAAAUUGCAUAGAAAAUAGGCUUUAAGGAUAGUGAGAGAAGUGGAAACGCUAUCAAUACUUAGUAAUAAUAGAUAUAAAUUGAGAUGGAAAAGCAAAAACGAAAUAGUACUUCAUUUGGUAAAAAUAUGUCGUCAAGUGUUGCUUAGAAUAAUCAAGAUAGCAAUGUUUCUAAUUCCUUUUUUAAAUCAAACUUCUAGACAAAUCUCUCUGGGGGAAUUGUUAAUAAUGGAUCAUAAAUUAUGUAGCCAAAUAAUAACUCUUAUAAUCAGCAGACUUCAUACGUACUAAUGCCAAUAGAACCUGGUCAAUAUGAAGCCUAAAAGAAGAAAUCUAAAUUUAAUAUAAAGUUGUCAGGUGCACCACCACUUUACCAGCAGAAUUCAUAAAUAGCUUUUGAUUAAAAUAAAAGGUUUUCAACAGAGCCUGAUGAGGUUAAAAAAUCAUCCAGCAAUAUCAAGGACGCCUAUCUCUAGAGUGCUAUUGAGAAGUACAAAUAAAAGAGAAAAUAGGAUAUGGGUGGUAAGAAUGGAAUUAUAAAUAACUAACGGUAAAUUAUUCAAAAAUUAGCUAAUUCUUAGUAAAAUAACUAGAUACCUAUGAUGAGCAUGAGCAAAUCUAAUUUUAAGAGCUUCGAUAAGACUGUGUACAAUAGUUAAAUUUAGAUGAAUUCUAACUCAAUUGCCCCGGAUCAUAAUAGAUCUAAUACUACAAUAUAUAAUAAUUAGCAGCCUUAGUUUAUGCAAGAAAGAACAAGAAACUCUAAAAUUGCAAACAACAUGCUUCGAAUAAACUAAGUUCCAAGACCAAACAAAUAAGUAGGAAAUGCUUAUUUGAGCGCAUAAAGCUUUGGAAGUGGAAGUUUUAACAGCCAAAAGAAUCAGCAGACUAGCCAAGUUGAAUUGAUGCUUUAAACUCAAAAUAUGAAUAGUUUUGGAAUCGUUGGGAACAAAAAGGAUAUCCAAGGUUAAUCUUAGCUCUAACAUUAUUCAACAGCAAACAAUCAUAGAAAACUAAAUUCAUUCCAGGGAUCUGGCAAUAAUGGAACGGCUGCGUAUAAAGAUACUAACAGCUUCCAAACAUUGCCUAAUCCAAAUAAGCAAUUCUCUCCAGAGAGGACUAAACAAGUGUUCCAUCAGAGAAAACCCUCAAAUAACCCAACUGAAAAUCCAUUAUAUUUGGCAUAGAGACAUUUAUGA
This is a messenger RNA of Stylonychia lemnae, 2247 nucleotides long. Lineage: Eukaryota; Ciliophora; Spirotrichea; Sporadotrichida; Oxytrichidae. The record is from the annotation of a GenBank genome assembly.